AUGGAUGCGAAGACAAUCAGGUCUUCCAUGGCGGACCUGGACAAAACCAAAGAUACUAAAGUCAUCUUGGAGAUACUGACUUCGUUGAAAAGAGAUGUCAGGCCUACUGAGAAAUUGUUGAGAGAAACCAAAGUUGGUGUCGCGGUGAACAAACUAAGAUCGCAUGCUGAUCCCGAGAUCAGCAAUUUGGUCAAGAAAAUAAUAAAAUCUUGGAAAGAUGAAGUUUCCAGCGAGAAGAAGUCUAAGGUUGUAAAAAAGGAGGAGCCCACUGCCUCCAGUGCAUCCAGUGCAUCACCAGCGAUCAAAGGUGAGAAAUUUCAGACCUCAAAGGCCAGAAACCCACAAAACGAUGGUGUGUCCAUAAAUAUACACGAGAACACGACAAGAAACGGAUCUGUGGGUGGGUUGUACACUGCGUUGGCGAUUGACUCUGAUGCGUUCCCCAAGAUCAUUCUUCAAACAGCCAAGGAAAUUGAGCAGGCUGCCUACGAGCUGGAAUAUCUCACUGUUAACGACAACUAUCGGAACAAGAUGAGAUCUCUCAUCAUGAAUUUGAGGAACAAGCAGAAUCCAGAGCUAAGGGCGAGAGUGCUGUCUGGAAACAUCUUUCCUGCUGAGUUCGUUAGAAUGAAGGCAGAAGAUUUAGCACCUGAAGCUUUGAAGAAAGAGAUCAAGCGAUUGCAUCAGAAGAACUUACAUGAUGCCAGAGGAGCUGUUGAAGAAAGGGCUACCACCGAUAGGUUCACGUGUGGUAAGUGCAAACAGAAGAAGGUAUCGUAUUACCAGAUGCAAACUAGGUCUGCUGAUGAGCCUCUGACUACGUUCUGUACGUGUGAGAAUUGUGGUAACAGAUGGAAAUUUUGUUGA
Kuraishia capsulata CBS 1993 is the source of this 867-nucleotide messenger RNA. RefSeq lists its product as uncharacterized. The transcript is spliced from 2 exons. Gene Ontology annotation, molecular function: zinc ion binding; RNA polymerase II transcription regulatory region sequence-specific DNA binding. Gene Ontology annotation, cellular component: nucleus. Gene Ontology annotation, biological process: transcription elongation by RNA polymerase II; regulation of mRNA 3'-end processing; transcription elongation by RNA polymerase I. NCBI's taxonomy places the organism in Eukaryota, Fungi, Ascomycota, Pichiomycetes, Pichiales, Pichiaceae. Bases 1 to 867 code for a protein of 288 amino acids. The record is from RefSeq and is a predicted model, not a curated record.